AUGCGUUACCCGCCCCAACCCGUCGUCCAAACUCCUUCUGCGCACCAGCAUCACUCCCAGGGACUGAUCUACCAAUAUCCAACCGGCUUUCAAUCAAUUGACGACGAAAUGGACUCUCUCAUUGACCUAUCGGACCCCUCCAAGGCGUUGGAUUUGUCCCGCAUUCGCUACCAGUUGAUUCGUCUCGAAGAUACCAUCACUUUUCACCUUAUUGAACGGGCCCAGUUUGCUCGUAAUAAAACGAUUUAUGUCCCCGGAGCGCUCAACAUACCAAACAGCGAACUGAGCUUCAUGGACUGGUACCUCUGCGAACAGGAGAAGCUGCAGUCCAUCAUCCGCCGCUACGACUCUCCCGACGAGUACCCCUUCUUCCCCUCAGCCGUCCAGAAGCAGAUCCUCAAGCCCCUACACUACCCGCGCAUCCUGCACCCCAACGACGUCAACGUCAACAACCAGAUCAAGGACUUUUACGUGGACAAGUUCCUCCCCGCACUCUGCCCCGAUUUCGGCCGCGAGGACCGCGGCGAGUCCCAGGAGAACUACGGCUCCUCGGCUACCUGCGAUAUUGCCUGCCUCCAGGCCCUCUCCCGUAGGAUACACUUUGGCAAGUUUGUCGCCGAGUCCAAGUUCCAGUCCGAUCCGGAAAAGUACACAAAGCUCAUCAAGGCCGAGGACCGCGAGGGCAUCGCCGAGGCCAUCACUAACGCCGCCGUGGAGAAGAAGGUCCUCGAGCGCCUUAGGCUCAAGGUGUUGACCUACGGAACCGACCCUUCCAUUGGAGCAGGCCCGGAGAACCAGGCCAAGAUUGACGCCGAUGCUGUGGUGGCCAUGUACAAAGACUUUGUGAUACCCCUGACCAAGGAUGUUGAGGUCGAGUACCUCAUGCAGAGAUUAGAGCCUGUAGAAUAG
Colletotrichum tamarilloi is the source of this 909-nucleotide messenger RNA. Its product is annotated as chorismate mutase. Gene Ontology annotation, biological process: aromatic amino acid biosynthetic process; chorismate metabolic process. NCBI's taxonomy places the organism in Eukaryota, Fungi, Ascomycota, Sordariomycetes, Glomerellales, Glomerellaceae. The record is from RefSeq and is a predicted model, not a curated record. The coding region runs from base 1 to 909 and encodes 302 amino acids. Gene Ontology annotation, molecular function: chorismate mutase activity. Gene Ontology annotation, cellular component: cytoplasm. The transcript has 2 exons.